Acipenser ruthenus (sterlet) is the source of this 5041-nucleotide messenger RNA. RefSeq names its product radixin-like. The transcript is spliced from 14 exons. Lineage: Eukaryota; Metazoa; Chordata; Actinopteri; Acipenseriformes; Acipenseridae. The record is from RefSeq and is a predicted model, not a curated record. The coding region runs from base 456 to 2210 and encodes 584 amino acids. Gene Ontology annotation, biological process: positive regulation of early endosome to late endosome transport; regulation of cell shape; positive regulation of protein localization to early endosome. Gene Ontology annotation, molecular function: cell adhesion molecule binding; actin binding. Gene Ontology annotation, cellular component: cytoskeleton; microvillus; filopodium.
UGUUCUCUGCUUGUUUGGGAUGCAGAACGAAUGGGAGUGGGUACCGUAUACUCUAACUCUAAACUGUUUGAAGAGCUUGGACGAUCUCCCCCUCCCAUUACCUCGCUAUUCCAGCACAGGGACCACGCCUGGCGCAGACAGACGGCCAUAUUGCAAAGAGAAUCUCUCGCUCCUUCUUUCCUAGUGGUGAAACGCACGGAGUUCAACAUCACCAUCAACACCACUCACACAGGGGGAAACAGACACAGGGCGAUCAGAACGACAAGAGAAGAAACAUUUAUUUAUUUUUUUAUUUGAUAAAAGACUUUCUUAAUUUGGAAAAUACUUCCACUGGGUCUUUAAAAAAACUGCUGCCCAGAUUAAAGGCUACAGGAGUUUGUGCAGGGGGAAGGACACCUUUUCCUUUUUUUUUCUUUUUUUUUCCUGUUUUAGCAAACUGUGGAGACCAUUGGAAAAUGCCAAAACCGAUCAAUGUACGGGUCACUACGAUGGAUGCAGAGCUGGAGUUUGCCAUCCAGCCCAAUACAACUGGCAAGCAGCUAUUUGACCAGGUGGUAAAGACAGUUGGACUUCGUGAAGUCUGGUUCUUUGGGCUACAGUAUGUGGACAGCAAAGGUUACACAACAUGGUUGAAACUGAACAAAAAGGUAACACAACAAGAUGUCAGAAAAGAGAAUCCCCUGCAGUUCAAGUUCCGAGCAAAAUUCUUCCCUGAGGAUGUGUCAGAGGAACUGAUCCAGGAGAUCACACAGAGGCUGUUCUUCCUGCAGGUGAAGGAGGCCAUCCUGAACGAUGAAAACUACUGCCCGCCUGAGACCGCCGUCCUGCUGGCUUCUUAUGCCGUGCAGGCUAAGUACGGCGAUUUCAACAAAGAGGUCCACAAGCAAGGCUAUCUAACCAACGACAGGCUCCUUCCUCAGCGGGUUUUGGAACAGCAUAAACUAACCAAAGAACAGUGGGAAGAAAGAAUACAGACCUGGCAUGAGGAACACAGAGGAGUUCUAAGAGAAGAUUCGAUGAUGGAGUAUCUGAAGAUUGCACAGGAUCUGGAAAUGUACGGUGUGAACUACUUUGAAAUUAAGAACAAAAAGGGAACGGAACUUUGGCUGGGUGUUGACGCGCUGGGGCUUAACAUUUACGAACACGAGGACAAGUUGACACCGAAGAUUGGCUUCCCUUGGAGUGAAAUUAGAAAUAUUUCAUUUAAUGACAAGAAGUUUGUUAUCAAGCCCAUUGAUAAAAAAGCUCCAGACUUUGUGUUCUACGCCCCUCGGCUGAGAAUAAACAAGCGCAUCCUGGCGUUAUGUAUGGGGAACCACGAGCUGUACAUGAGGAGGAGGAAGCCAGACACGAUCGAAGUGCAGCAGAUGAAGGCUCAGGCCAGGGAGGAGAAGCACCAGAAACAGAUUGAGAGAGCACAGCUAGAAAAUGAGAAAAAGAAAAGACAGUUGGCAGAGCAAGAAAAGGAAAGAAUAGAGCGGGAGAAGGAUGAGCUGAUUGAGCGACUCCGACAAAUUGAAGAACAGACAUUCAAGGCACAAAAAGAGCUGGAGGAGCAGACCCGGCGUGCCCUGGAACUGGACCAGGAGAAGCAGCGAGCGAAGGAGGAGGCACAGCGGCUGGAGAGGGAACGCCACAGUGCCGAGGAGGCCCGUUUAGCACUGGCAAAGCAGGCCGCGGACCAGAUGAAGAACCAGGAGCAACUGGCUGCUGAACUCGGUGAAUUUACUGCCAAAAUCGCCCUGCUCGAGGAAGCCAAGAGGAAAAAGGAGGAGGAGGCAUCCGAAUGGCAGCACAAAGCGCUCUCGGCACAGGACGACCUGGAGAGGACCAAGGAGGAGCUGAAGAUAGUGAUGAGCAUGCCGCCGCCCCCUCCCCCUCCCCCACCCGUGGUGGCCCCCCUGGAGAACGAGCACGACGAGCAGGAUGAGAACAGCGCAGAGGCCAGCGCAGAACUCUCCAACGAGGGCGUCAACAACCACCGCAGCGAGGAAGAGCGCCUCACCGAGACCCAGAAGAAUGAGCGAGUUAAGAAGCAGCUGCAGGCUUUGAGCUCUGAGCUGGCCCAGGCUCGGGACGACACCAAGAAAACUCAAAACGAUGUCCUCCAUGCAGAGAACGUGAAAGCAGGCCGUGACAAGUACAAGACCCUGCGACAAAUCCGGCAAGGAAACACAAAGCAGCGCAUUGACGAGUUUGAGUCGAUGUGAGGGAGGGAUAGAGGGAGGCAGUUACGGGUGUUGCUCAUUUCACAUUGUGGUUUCUGUUUAGAGCUGAACCUUCCAGCAGAGAGGCAAGCAGGGCUUAACAAACCCAUUCAGAUUCCACCUCGUCAUGCCAAACCUCUGACCAUGCACCUGUUCUGAUCAAGAGGCUACAUAACUGAUGUGCUUACAUGUAUACAGUAUAUUAACAAACAAAAGGACAGUUUUAGAGCUGUAGUGUGGCCUCGUUUUAUGAAGAGGAAGUUAAGCAAAUCCACAACACAUUUGUAAGUUCACCUGCAUUUGAAAUUUCUUUCUCAGAAGUACAGAUUCAGCUGGUACUUUUAAUAUACGUUGGGCUCUUUUGAAUUUUCAGAAUGUUGUAUUUGUAGAAUUCAGUUAGCAUUGCCAUUUAUUUAAAAGUAACAUAUGUAUCUAAUGAACAACUAUUGUACAUUCAGAAGUCAGUACAAUGGUGUGGGAAAGUGAAAUCUGUCAGCAGUUAAAUUCAACUGAGAGAGCAGAACCCCUGCAUUGUGUUUCAUGUCCAGUCGUCAUAGAUGGUUUUCUUUGCCUGCUUGCUCACAAAGGCUUGGAAUACAGAUAGCCGUUCUGCUGUUGAUAAGGCAAUGGGAUGGAACGCUGGCUGUGUAUAAAAGAUGGCUAUCUCCCCAGCUGUCUGACGUGGAGUCUUCAGUAGACGCAUGUAAUAUGUGGUUGCCUGCGCAUCUGUAACUGGUGUGCAGCAUGACCUGUUUUUAACUCACCGUCCACUACUGAAGUUCUUGCCCUUUCUGGCAAGGGAGCAUACGAAAACAUCGGUCCCAAUGACGGGACAGCUGACUACCUCAAUAUUAUAUACAUGAUGACUGGACAGUCAAACACUCCUCAUGAAUUCCACCUCCCACCCUGUGCGUUGUGUAUGGUACAGUCUAGAAUGUGUCGGGUUGUUUCAAGUUCCCCAGCCCUUGUGUGUUGACAUGUUGCACUUGACUUGAGAAUUGCAUUCCACUCACAAAUGCAAUUAUUGGUUUAUGAAAUGACCUCAUACAGGAAGACUAGGUGAAUGUGUGCACAUGUUUGUGUGUGAGAGAGAAACUAUUGUGAACAUGUGUCAAGGUGUGUUAGGGAUUCAGUUGUGUGCAGGGGAAAAUACUUUUUAUCAUGUCAGGAAUUCCCACCAUUUUUUUCAUCUCACCUUUAUUCCAUGUAUUGUUCUCCUGCAUCUUUUUUUUCUUGUUGGCUGUUAGAUUUGUAAUAAGAGAUGUACAGGGGAUGUAGCUCCAUAUGAAUAUUCAUGAAGAAUAAUAUCUCCAUGGAUAAUCAACUUUUCACAAACACUGACUAAUAGAUACUGAAAUCUGCUGACCAGUUGAGCUCUAUUGUGUGACAAAGCUAGUAGAAUGCUUGCUUAAAACCUAGUUUGCUGGUCCAUGUCUCACCAUUGCACAUCAGAAAAUGUAUUGGAUUUGAUAUUUUUUCAAACAUUGCACAGUAAUGGAGUUACAUAUUGUAAAGCUGUUAGAAGAUUUUGUAUUUUGUAUUGAGUUUUUAACUUAUUAUUUUUUUUUGGAAUGGUAGAACUAAAAUUUCACUGUUUUAGUUUUCCUAGUUUGCACAUCUGUGAAGCUGAGAAUUGAGAGUCUUUUUUAUAAAUUGCUUUGGGAGAUAAAUGCUGAAGUAUGAGGGAUGUCCGGCAUAUCUAUGAACAUCUACUAUCACAAAUCUAAUGCCAGAUAUAUUUUCCUUAUCCUGUGCCCCAUCACUGCACUCUGGGCCUGUUUGUUCUUGAUGUGCAUGUUGCCCCGCACUGUACUUCUUAUUCCAUUCUCUAAACCUCAAAUGAGCCCCACGAUUAAGGGACCAGCCCCUCAGGUGUUGAAGACUUUGUUCAAGAUUUAUCUGUAUUGAAAAUACAAUAGCCUUAUUUUGAAGCGAGUAUAAGUGCAAAGCCACAUUUAUGAAAGGAAAAACCCAGGUAAUCCAAUGCUGGCAAGAAGCAGGUUGAUAAACCACAGUUCUGCAUCAUUUUUUCCAUUUCCUCUCAGAAGAUUUAAUUUGGACUUGUUUCAAAUUUGGAAUGCUAAUCUGCUUUAGUCCGUAACAGUUCAGGCUGCGUUUCUAUAUAUCAGUGUUUGUUUAUAUCUAAAUUUAACUUUCAGGUUACAUGGAAUCAAGGCAUCUCUCAGCCAUUGGGUGCUAAGUAUUUAAAUUCACACGCAAUUAUUUGAUCUGAAGCCCCGGCUUCCUCUCUGAUGCCAGUGCAGCUUACUUCCAUUGGUAUUAUGCAAUUCAUAAUUCCUCAUUUAUUGAUUUUAAUAUUGAAUUUUGCCAUUUCUUGUAAAGCAUUUUCAUGCACAGUACAGUAUGUCAAGUUACUUGCUGCUAAUUUCCCUUGAGGUUGUUUUCUCUCCAAAGAAAGUGUUACAGCAGCAUUUUGAUUUAACAUUUUUUUUUUUUUUUUUGUAAUUGCAAUAGUAGAUAAUUGGGUUGGCUGGUUAACUACAAACUAUAAAAUCCCGGUGUGCAAUUGCUGUGCACGUGCUUCAGAACACUGCUUUUCAUCUGGCAAUGCACAGCACCUCAAGUUUGAGGUUUGACAAAUGUUAUUCAAUGACGCAUGAGCAUUCAUUUCUCUUGGAAACAUUUAGAAAAUUGUUUUGCCAUAGCAAGUGAAAUACUGUGCUUCCAAAUAAAUUUUUAUUUUCCUGAAACGUGCGCUAACAUUGAUACAUAAUAUCUGUAUCAGUGUGAGAAAUACAAACUACUUAUCAUGUUUGCUGUUCAUGUAUCUAUAUAUUAUAUAGAAUAAAUAAAUAAAGAAUUUAAUCUCUGUA